AUGAAUCUCAGUUGCCAUUGUCAUGAAUGCGGUGGCAAUAUUCGUAAGAAACUAUUAGUGAAGAAUGAAAACGAUAUAGAUCAAAAGGGACUGGAUAAUCAACUAUUUGGCUAGCGGAUUAAAACUGAACCAGUCCUUGGACAUUAACAACUUGGAAUCAAAAGAAAGACCUUCUACUAUCCUCGAGUAUCUAAUAUUACUAGAUUGGGAGUUUCAAAUCCUUUGAAUUUUCAGGAUAUCUUUGAUAAGAAGCUGUCAUUGAAAUUUGCUGCCCCUCUUACUAGUAGAUACAAAUCUCCAGAAAACAAGAAAUAAAGAACUUUAUCCCAAAGAAUCCAGAACACUUAUUUCAAAAAUAUUGAUUAAAAAUUGAAAAACAGUACCAAGAAAUGA
This is a messenger RNA of Paramecium tetraurelia, 393 nucleotides long. RefSeq lists its product as uncharacterized. The transcript has a single exon. NCBI's taxonomy places the organism in Eukaryota, Ciliophora, Oligohymenophorea, Peniculida, Parameciidae. The record is from RefSeq and is a predicted model, not a curated record.